This is a messenger RNA of Corylus avellana, 1816 nucleotides long. RefSeq names its product fucosyltransferase 13 (gene FUT13). NCBI's taxonomy places the organism in Eukaryota, Viridiplantae, Streptophyta, Magnoliopsida, Fagales, Betulaceae. The record is from RefSeq and is a predicted model, not a curated record. Gene Ontology annotation, molecular function: alpha-(1->3)-fucosyltransferase activity. Gene Ontology annotation, cellular component: membrane.
UGUAACUGUAAGUCACCGAUGUAGACCCAGAACCAACUGAGGCUCCUUAAAAAGAAACCAACGCCAACAAUUGGGGCAGCUCAGAGCGGGGUUCCCUCGUAUUCUAUACUCGAAACAGCCCCAACAAUUUUGAAACCUCUCUGAUCCAUCAAUGCGACAGAUAUCGGAAGAGAAGAAGAAAACUUUCUGCCCCAACAAAGUAUAAAACCCGAGUCUCCGCUUUGGAUUGUCAUGUAUCAAAUCCGUUGACUGAGUCUCUCUAUUAUCUCUCUGCUCUUUUCAAAAGAGAGAGAAGGAGAGUACCCAUACUGCGAGAUCAGCGCCCACCAUGCCAUUGAAGCCCCUCAACACCUUCACCGUGGCCGUCAUGUUGGGCUUCACGCUCUUGCUCCUCUUCUUCUCCGGUUUCCUCGAAUUCCCAUCCGUAUCGAGCUCCAUCCAACCCAUCAACCGUCCCGGUUUGUCGGAGACCAAAUCCGAACCGGACCCAUUUACCAAUUUGAUCGGCGCUUUCCGGAAGUGGGACUCUCAGGUGGGUUGCGCUCGGUUCAAGGAGAUGCACAAAGCGUUGGUCCCAGUUCGGUCCAAUGGGUCUUCUUCUUUGCAAGAGCUUGGACUUGAAUGCCCUGAGCUGAAACUGGAUCAUGUCAGUGUUUUGGUGAAAGGGUGGACAUGGAUUCCUGACAAUUUGGACAAUUUGUAUUCGUGCCGCUGCGGGCUGAGCUGUUUGUGGACUAAGUCUUCUGUGCUUGCUGACCAGCCCGAUGCCUUGUUGUUCGAGACCACUACUCCUCCGCUUCAGAGACGCAUAGGAGAUCCAAUUCGUGUGUACAUGGAUCUCGAGGCUGGCAGGAAACGGUCAGGGGUAGAGGAUUUAUUUAUUAGUUAUCACGCCAAAGAUGACGUUCAGUCGACCUAUGCUGGUGCACUCUUUCAUAAUGGUCGAAAUUAUCAUGUGUCUUCUUUGAAGAACAAUGAUACACUUGUAUAUUGGUCUUCAUCACGCUGCCUUCCUCGAAGAAAUCAACUGGCCAGGCAGCUUCUGAGCUUGCUGCCUCACCAUUCAUUUGGCAAGUGCUUGAACAAUGUCGGCGGCCGAGACAUGGCCCUAUCUCUCUACCCUGAGUGCGCCAACGAUGCCAGCAUCACCCCAAAAUGGUGGGACCAUUUACAUUGUGCCAUGUCUCACUACAAGUUUGUUCUCGCCAUUGAAAACACCAUGACAGAGAGUUAUGUGACAGAGAAGCUAUUUUAUGCGCUAGACUCCGGUGCAGUGCCAAUCUAUUUCGGUGCACCCAAUGUCUGGGACUUUGUCCCUCCACAUUCAAUCAUAGAUGGGACUCAAUUCAGCUCCUUGGAGGAAUUGGCUUCUUAUGUAAAGGCCCUUGCCAAUGACCCAGCAGCCUAUGCAGAGUACCAUGCUUGGAGAAGAUGUGGUGUACUGGGUAACUAUGGAAGGACCCGUGAAAUGAGCCUUGACACAUUGCCUUGCCGGUUGUGUGAGGCUGUUAGCAAAAAAGGUGGGAGGAAUGGAAGAGCCAAUUGAAUUUUGGUGCUUUGUGUUUUUCUUGAGUUUGUUCUUACGGUGGUCAGAUCAUAGUUGAUCCUAGGAUUUUGCAUCCCAAUGUGAUGGGUUAUUUCUAGGUGUGUACAAAAAUGGAAUACAGAUAGAUUAUACAGUUGAAAAAAGCAGAUGUUAACCCGAAUCUAUUCAAUUUGUUGAGUCUUUGAUUCCCUCUAAUUAUUGCAAUGUAUCCCUUUUUUUUAACUUUAAGACUAAUGUUAUAUAUUACAUCUUUAUUUCAUUCUUAUUUUA